AUGGGUGAUUACGUGUUGGGAAUCCUGAUCCUCUACUUUGGAUAUAUAUUGGCCUGGCUUCUCAUGGAAGUUCAGCGCCAGCCUAGCCCCGGCCCUUAUCAGGAAGGGAUUUGGGUUGGGGGGGGGGGAGUGGGAGGCCCCAGGUUAGGCAAGGUGGGUGGGAGAGAUAGGGAAGUGGGGAGGGGUCUGGGCCCUUCUGGGAGGGGGAGGAUGGGCGGGAUGCCCAGAACCGGCUCUGUGGGCUUUGGCCAAGCUCUGUCCUUGCUGGCCUGGCCCCUGACAAGGUUCCAGAGCCUCUCCUGCCUUCCGUCCUUGCCAGGCAAGACGCCACCUUUAAUUAGCAAGCGGCAGCCUCUCCCCAAUUCAUCACAGUCACUGUUUAAUUAG
This is a messenger RNA of Otolemur garnettii (small-eared galago), 387 nucleotides long. RefSeq lists its product as uncharacterized. The record is from RefSeq and is a predicted model, not a curated record. Lineage: Eukaryota; Metazoa; Chordata; Mammalia; Primates; Galagidae.